Molecule: messenger RNA, 823 nt
Organism: Microbotryum saponariae
Lineage: Eukaryota; Fungi; Basidiomycota; Microbotryomycetes; Microbotryales; Microbotryaceae
Source: the annotation of a GenBank genome assembly
AUGGCAUCGAGUUCAAUUGCAGAAUUUGAGUAUGCUUUUGACGAAGCCUCCCUCGCUUGCUUGCCAAGAUAUCUGGUGGAACCCGUCGUCGCGAUGGGCCUGAAGCUUCGGCCGUUGUGCGCUUCGGACUACGUCAAAGGGCACUUGGAGCUAUUGUCGACCUUGACCUUCGCGCCCGACAUUGGAGCUCGAGCGUGGUCAGAUCGAUUCUACGAGAUGAAGCACACACAGGCGACUUACUACCCGCUCGUGAUCGUCGACACCGCAGCGGACCGGCUUGUCGCGACGGGGACUCUGGUUGUCGAACGCAAAUUCUUGCGCAGCGCGGGCAUGGUUGGGCACAUUGAGGACAUUUCAGUCUCGCCAUCACAGCAGGGAAAAGGCCUGGGCAAGACUCUCAUCGCUGCCUUAUCAACCCUGAGCGAGGAGCUCGGCUGCUACAAAGUCAGUCAGCCAAGAUUUGACGCAUCCUGCUUCGAGUCGCUUCACACGAUGCUAGGCAGCUUCAAGUGGCAGCAACGCGUUCUGACAAGUAGGUCUCCGAACUUUUGACCACAGUCCAUCCUCGACUGUGAUCCCAAAAACGUAGGUAAGGCGCAAUAGAAAUCCUUUCUGUUGAACCCGGAAACGUCUUUCUCUCCGAGCUGAUACUCCUACAUUCUCGAGCGAUUCAGCAUUCUACGCCAAAUGCGGGUGAGCAACAUCGAUGGGCCAUCGUGGAGCUUUCUGUGUCUAAGAGAUUUCAGAUUCGCGACACAGAUAUGAGAACAAGGGCGUCGAGAUGUCCAGGUACACAGUUGAACCUUUAACGGGGGCGGACUAA